Molecule: messenger RNA, 1548 nt
Organism: Botrytis fragariae
Lineage: Eukaryota; Fungi; Ascomycota; Leotiomycetes; Helotiales; Sclerotiniaceae
Product: putative pantothenate transporter liz1 protein
Exons: 15
Coding region: 1-1548 (515 amino acids)
Biological process (GO): transmembrane transport
Cellular component (GO): membrane
Molecular function (GO): transmembrane transporter activity
Source: RefSeq, a predicted model, not a curated record
AUGUCACAGGUUACAGCGAAGCAGUCGUUUCGGUCGUUUAUAUGGGAUACCGACACACAUCUCAAGUCUGUUGAAGAGCGAAAGCUUCUGCGGAAGCUUGAUGCUGCUAUUCUCAGUAUUGGAUGCUUGGGCUUUUUCUUGAAAUACCUCGAUCAAAACAAUCUUACCAAUGCCUAUGUUAGUGGUAUGCAAGAGGACCUUAAGAUGUUCGGCAAUCAAUACACCUAUGCUGGAACUUUCUAUACCUGCGCAUAUGCUAUUAUGCAGAUACCAUCGACUCUCAUCAUUCAAAAAGUACGACCGAGCUACUGGCUAGGUCUCAUGGAAAUUGGAUGGGGAACUUUUACUUUUGCACAAGCUGGAAUGCACAGUGUUCCACAGCUGUAUACCUUUCGAUUUCUUGUUGGGCUUUUCGAAAGUUCAUUCUUCCCAUGUAUGCUCUUUAUACUUGGCUCGUGGUACACCAAAACUGAGCUCGCGAAGCGUAUCGCUAUAUUUCACAUGACUGCACCGCUGGGAACGGCAUUCAGCGGCUAUCUGCAAGCUGCUGUUUACACAAAUCUUAAUGGACGCCAUGGGCUCGCGGGCUGGCGAUGGCUCUAUAUCGUGUGUGGGAUUAUGACUCUUCCUGUUGGGUUUGCAACAAUAUUUCUUCUCCCGGAUACACCCCAUACCACUCGCGCCUGGUAUUUAACGAAAAAUGAAUGUGCGCUUGCAAUUGAACGAGUCGAGAAGGCUGGAAAAGCGGCCCCUGUACCAAUAACAUGGGCCAAAGUUAGACGCAUGUUCACUAGAUGGAGAUGGUAUGCACUUGUAUUGGGCUACAUUCUGUACGGAACGAGUUGUGCAGCAAGUAGCUAUUUUGCUAUUUGGCUCAAAGCUGAGAAGUUCUCUGUCACUUCGCGGAACGUUAUUCCAUCGGGUGCCAGUUUGAUAUCUGCUUUCUGUGUCAUUUCAUGGGGUUUUGGUGCGGAUUAUUCUGGAAGUCGUUUUGCAUUUGUGAUUGGACCAUUAAGUUAUGGGUUAAUCCCCAAUGGCAUUCUUGCCGUUUGGCCGAAAAGCGUGAAGUUGAAAGAGUUUGCUUUUCUCACGGAUGGUAUUCAAAUCAUGACUGCAGUUUUUUACACAUGGGCAAAUGAGAUAUGUGCAGGAGAUAGCGAGGAGCGAGCUAUUGUUCUAAGCAGUAUGAAUGGCUUGCAAUACGCUGUAGCGGCAUGGCUUCCAAUUGUCAUAUUUCCGCAGACCGAAGCACCCACAUUUCGUCGUGGCUUCCUAGCUACGUUUGGAUUUGUCAUCGCAGCUCUCAUUGCCAUCUUACUUAUCCAGUUCCUCCAUACGCGCGAGUUGAAGCAGAAAGCAGUGAUGAACCACGACGAUACUGAAGCAAUAAACCCCGAGGAUAUUUUACAUAUCGAGAGUGGGCCAAUUAAGGGAAUUGAGAGUGGCGAGUUCCGAGAAGUACCAACAGCUGGAGCUGUUGUUUCCCAAUGGAAUGCGAUGGGAGACCGGGAGUGUAGACUAGUGACAGGCUCUCUACGCAGUCAAUAA